AUGCUGUCCGUCAAAGUCAUGUUCGCUGCCCUCAUGGGCGUUGUUGCAGCGGCCGGUACCUGUGCGCCGGGCCAGAUUCAGUGUGGUGCUGCCUUGAUGGCUGAGCAGGGCUACACCAAGGCCGACCUCGUCGCUGCCCUCGCCGGCAAGAACGUCAAGCCCGAGCUCGCCCUCUUUGAGUGCGGCCAGGCCGACGAGCUCGCGUACGAGGGAUCGUACUGCUUGGGCAAGUGUGUGGGCGGUGACGACCCCAACACUAUCUGCACCUGCGCUUCCGCGACCGAGACAAGCUGUCCGUAA
Messenger RNA from Emericellopsis cladophorae, 300 nucleotides. RefSeq lists its product as uncharacterized. Lineage: Eukaryota; Fungi; Ascomycota; Sordariomycetes; Hypocreales; Bionectriaceae. The coding region runs from base 1 to 300 and encodes 99 amino acids. The transcript has 3 exons. The record is from RefSeq and is a predicted model, not a curated record.